Messenger RNA from Loxodonta africana (African savanna elephant), 1851 nucleotides. RefSeq names its product zinc finger protein 436-like. NCBI's taxonomy places the organism in Eukaryota, Metazoa, Chordata, Mammalia, Proboscidea, Elephantidae. The transcript is spliced from 5 exons. The record is from RefSeq and is a predicted model, not a curated record.
AUGACGCUCCCUGCCGCCCACUGUCCCACGAGGGACUCAGAGAUGAUCAUCUCCUACACAGAGAACAACAGGUCUCUCUUUUACUGGCUGAAAGGAUUUGUGCCAAGCAGAAUAUGGAGUCUCUACCCGACAACAGGGCGAAACUGUGGCGGGGGCGCAAAGGAGUUGGACCCAUCUCCUGGCGAGACGAGGAAACGCCGAGAGGCGGGGCGCCGGAAACUCGGCCCCCGCCCAGGGCCCGCCCCUUCACCAGCCCCGCCCCACCUCCUGACGUUCCCUGCCCAUGAAUGGCCAGUCUCCUCCCCCUGCAUUGGCCAUUCGCGCGCCCCACUCAGGCCCCGCCCCUUUACCAUUCCCUUACCACCUUACUGCGGUUCCUACGGAGGCCUAGCCAAGCUACACGCGCUCCACUGGCAGUGCAGACGCUGCCUGCCUCGUCGUUUCGCCGCUUCACAGACCUCUCCGACCACCGCUCGCCCUGCGCGGAUUAAGCCCUCACCAGGAGGUGGAUUCGCAGCGUUCUUGCCCCCCCCCCCCGUCUCUUCCCUCGAUGCCAGCCCAAGCCACCGCGUCCUCAACUUAUGGGACUCUCCAGUCCCCACCUCUCCUGAGACCCCAGGCACCAACACCUUGCGUCCUCCUCAGACCGACUCCUGCUGCCCUCCCUUCUGCGACAUCCCUUAUCCCCAUGUUGCGAGGGUGCAUCCGGGCCUGUCUGUCGACAGGCUGCGUCUUCUCCCCGAAAGAGCUCACAAAUGCAAUGAGUGUGGCAAAGCCUUUAAUUACUUCUCAAACUUCAUUAAACAUAAGAGAAUCCAUACUGGAGAGAAACCAUAUAAGUGUGAGGUAUGUGGCAAGGCCUUUAUUUAAAAUUCAAACCUUAGGAUUCACCAGAGAAUUCAUAUUGGAGAAAGACCUUCUAAAUGUAACGAGUGUGGUAAGGCUUUUAUCAGACAUUCACAAGUUCUGGGUCAUCAGAGAAUUCGUACUGGAGAGAAACCUUACAAAUGUAGUGAAUGUGACAAACCCUUUACUGUGCAUUCAUGCCUUACUCAACAUCAGAGACUCCAUAAUGAAGAGAAUCUUUAUAAAUGUAAUGAAUGUGGUAGGGCUUUUAUCUGUUGUUCAUACCUCUGGGAUCAUGAGAAAAUUCACACUGGUGAGAAACCAUACAAAUGCAGUGAAUGUGGCAAGGCUUUUAGGCAACAGUCUGACCUCAGGAUUCACCAAAGAAUUCACACUGGAGAGAAACCUUACAAAUGCAAUGAGUGUGACAGAGCCUUUUCUGUGUAUUCACACCUUACUAAUCAUAGGAGAAUUCAUACUGGAGAGGAACCUCACAAAUGUAUUGAAUGUGGCAAAGCCUUUACCCAUUUUUCAAACCUUAUUAGACAUCGGAAAAUACAUACUAAAAAGGAGCUUCGUAAAUCUAAUAUAUCUCUGAAUGCUUUCAUCCAAAGUCCAAACCUCGGGGAUCAUCAGAUAACUCAUAGUAAAGAGAAAACUUACAAAUGUAACGAGUGUGGCAAAUCCUUCACCACGCACUCAAGCCUUUCUAAUCAUAAGAGAAGCCCCAGUGGAGAGAGACCUUACAAAUGUAAUGAGUGUGGCAAAUCCUUUACCGUGCUUUCAAGCCUUACUAAUCAUAAGAGAAGCCAUACUGGAGAAAAACCUUACAAAUGUAAUGAAUGUAGCAAAACCUUUACACGUUUUGCAAAUCUUACUAGACACCGGAAAAUACAUGCUGAAAAUGAACGAUAUAAAUCAAAUACAUGUGUCAAUGCUUUUAUCCAAAACUCAAGCCUUGGGCAUCAUAACAAAAUUCAUACUGGAGAGAAACGUUACAAAUGA